GGCCGGGCUGGUCCUCCGGCCGCUGCGGAACCGUAGCCGCUCACGCUGCUCGCAGCAGCUCCCGCGACUCCUGGCGGCCCCGGUGGCGGCGGCGUUCCCCUGCGCGCGCUUCUCCCGGACGCACAGCUGGGGCACCUCCCGCCGCGGCGCAGCUCCCUCUCCGCUCGCGCGUCGGCGGUGGCGCGGCUCAUGCCCCCCGGCUCGGAGCGCGCAGGUGGGCCUGCCGCUGCAGGGAGAUAGGCCCCCGGGGCGACGGCGGCGCGACCAUGGCCCGAAGACCCGGGGCGCCGGCCGCCUAUGGGGAGGAGUUUUCCUUCGUCAGCCCGCUGGUGAAAUACCUGCUCUUCUUCUUCAACAUGCUCUUCUGGGCCUCUCGUGCCCCUCUUCCCCCAAAGGCUGAGAAGGGACAGGAAUGGCCUCCAGGAUGGAUGUCUUUCCAAGCACUAUCCCGAACUUUGUCCCACCACUCUCAGGACCAGACUCCAUCCCUAGAGCCUGACAAUCUUCAGCUUUCCUGUAUUUUGAUUUCCUACUCAUAUCUCUGGCAGGCAAGAGGGAAAGUGAGUGAAAUCAUCAAUAAUGCCAUUGUGCACUACCGAGAUGACUUGGACCUGCAGAAUCUCAUUGAUUUUGGCCAGAAGAAGUUCAGCUGCUGUGGAGGGAUUUCUUACAAGGAUUGGUCCCUGAACAUGUAUUUCAACUGUUCGGAAGACAACCCCAGCCGUGAGCGCUGCUCUGUGCCUUACUCCUGUUGCUUGCCUACUCCCAACCAGGUAGUGAUCAACACCAUGUGUGGCCAAGGUAUGCAGGCCCUUGACUACUUGGAAGCUAGUAAAAUCAUCUACACUAAUGGCUGUAUUGACAAGUUGGUCAACUGGAUACACAGCAACCUCUUCUUACUUGGUGGUGUAGCUCUGGGCCUGGCCAUCCCCCAGCUGGUGGGAAUCCUGCUGUCCCAGAUCCUUGUGAAUCAGAUCAAAGAUCAGAUCAAGCUACAGCUCUACAACCAGCAGCACCGUGCUGACCCAUGGUACUGAGAAUUCCAUCUGCACUUCCUCACUAUGGCGACAGGCAAGCCUCAUUGACCAACAGCAGUGGAUACAGCUCUCGGCACCAAAUGGAGAUUUGGAUUCCAGUCCCCCAGCGACAGCCCAGUGGGAAGAAGCAAACUCCAGAUGGGCAGCAGGCAGGGUGCAUAGGUGGCUCAAGUCUCAGAAGGAUGUGUUUCCUCUCCCAAUCCUAGCCCUCAGCGUUGUUAGAAAAUUAUUUUGUAUUGUUUUUAUGGAUUUGGGUUUAUGUUUUUGAAAGUUUUGUCUGGGCAGAGAUGUUUGGGAAAUGGCAGUUGCUAGCUGCUACUUCUCACUGAGGCACUAAAACUGACAGCUCUACUAGGGCUGCUGCUGAGCUUGAUGGACAGAUAUAAUCAGAUUCUGGCUAUUGCCAGCAGGAUCUGCCUGGAGUCCAGUUGGCAACGUACCAGCUCCAGAAGGGAAAGGAGCAGAGCAGGCAGUGAGCUUGGGGGUCGGCUGGGGACAGUUUGUAUGUGUUGAGUAGGACUGGAAGGCAGUAUGUUUACUAAAUGCCAGCCCUACCAUCCUCCCAGGUAGUCAUAGUGAGCUACAUCCUGCCCACCCUCAUUGCCAUGGAAACAUGGCAGCAAGGGCAAGGGGGUGCAACAGCAGCCAAAUUCAUCCCUCUCCUACCCCCACUUUGAAAAAUAUUUGGAACCAUGGUCUCUAUUCUACCUCCAGCAGACGUGGGAUUGAGCCAUAUGUGCCCUUGAAUUCCUCCUGUCUGGCCCUCCCUCUCCAGUAAGUGUAGUUUCUUUAACCUUGGCAGUGUGGAGAGGAGAGGGAACACCCUUGUUCCCAAGCACCAAGCUCAGUAUUCCUAGUGUAAGAAGCAGGGAUUGUGUUGGGGCAGGGGCAGCCAGAAAAGGCAAUAAAAGUUUGUUGACCUGGGCUAAGCAGGACUCCAUGAAUUUUCCAUUCUGGCAACUGGAAGGGGAAGGGUGGAAGGGCCCAGCUGGUGGGAGGGGACUGGACUCCCCCGACCACUACAAUACCUUCUUGGCCCCACCACUUGCCCUAUAUCCCCAGGCAGAUGUACUGCACCCCUUUCACAACUCCACCCUCUCUGGUCUAAAUUAGGUGAAAGAUACCCAAUUCUGAUCUGGGAGUGGUGUGAUUUUAUCCCAAAACCCGAUUUUAAUUUUUUUCCAAACUAAAUUAAUUAAAAUUUUUCAGGAUGGGAAUGGGUAAGGCUACAACUGCCAAUCAAUAGUCUAGUCCUCUGCGCUGCGGGGGAGGAGAACGAGAAGGAGGAAGGCCAUGGUCUUCACUCCCAAUCUGGGCCAUCUGCCUGCCUCCUCCAUCUUUAUCAGAAGGAGCUGGGUACCGCCGCCGCUCUUGGGUUUUUCUCACUCAGAAGAGACGUGCCGCGUGCAGCGGUACUUCCUCGCGCUCAGACGAGCGUGCGAAGGCGGCAGGCUGGGAGGCCCGCGAGCAGGGCGGCCGGGCGGGCGCGGCCGGGGGCGGGCCCGCGGCGCCGUGGGUGGUCCCUGCCCCCGCCGAGGCCCGAGCCUGAGCCUCAGCACCCGGCCGGGCAAGAGCUGGGGGCUGAGUUGCGAAGGAGCUAGUGCUGGGCUGUGUGACCCCGCUACCCCGUGAGGGUCCCCCGAAAUCUCCUCGUUCCCUGCUGCCCGGGGGCUCAGACUAGGGGCUUGGCCUGAGUUGGGAAAGACUCGAGAGAAUCCCUCCCGCGUUGGGGAGACAGUCGCGAGUUCUCUCCCUGCCCCCAGUUUCUCCAAAGCGAGCCUUCUGCUCCCGGGAGGGCGCCUUUCCAGCAGCCGCCCGGGGAACCCAGCCAAUGUUUAGCUCCAGCUAGUAACAGAACGGAAAGAGAAAAAUAAAAUCAUCACAAAUAAAAAAAGUUGAAGUAAGGGCUUUUUAUUCUGGGAGAGAAGAGAAAAAGAAAAGCGCGCUUUCUUGGUGCCAGAGACGUGCAGUUUUAUACUUUUUCUUUUGGUGUCGCGGACGCAGAAGUCUGUAUUUUGGGUUCGGAGUUGGGGUGUUGCACCUUUCCAGUUCACCGUCACUGAGGAGCUCACCUGGCAGGGGCCUGUUUGGGGCCCCCUGGAGAAGGCAUAGUGGGCCGCAGAAGCAGGAUUCAUAUCCAGAUUUGUUAAACUCCAAACUACACUUCCAAGCCUCUAGUGUCUCUCCGUAUCUAGCCUAUGGGAUUGGAUAAAAGGGUCCGAAAUUUCUGCUCAAGCCCCAGGUCUUGCCCAGGGCAAAUGUAAGCUUAUAAUGCAGGUUUCUCAGUGUCUUUCUGGUUCUCAGUUUCUCUCUAGGUUUCUUUCUCUUUGGCCUGAUGCUAGGAAAGAACCCCAAUUUUGAAAAAGGUUUCUCACUUUUAUUUCAUGUUUCAAUUUAAUUUGUCCCCUGAAUCUUUUCUACUAACCUUAGUCUCAAGCACUGAGGUUAACACCAGUAUCUUAGAACAGCUAUGAAAUCUAGACAUCAAAAGUGGGUGAAUAGAAUAUUCUUAAGGCAGCAGAAAUCAGGCUGGGUGGGCAGAAGUGGAGAGAAAAGGCCUUAAGAAUGAUGAAAAUCUGGCCAGGGUGAUAUGGUAAGAAAGGUAUCACUAGGUUCUGUGGGCCUCAAACCCUGUAAUUUAAACAAGGACUUGAGUCUGAGAGCACAAAUUUUGCAGAGUACUCAAUGAAAUUCUGUUUCCCUCUGCAUUCUAUUUCUAUUGCUGCUGUAACAAAUUUAGUGGGUUAAAACAACAGAGAUGUGUUUUCUUACAGUUCUGGAAGUCCAAAGAUCAAAAUGGUCUCACUGGGCUAAAAUCAAAGUGUGAGUAGAGCUGAGUUCUGCAGGCUCUAAAGGAACCAUUUUCCAACUUCUAGAGGCCAUUUGAAUUUCUUGGUGCCUGGCCCCCUUUCCAUUUUACAAGCACAUCAACCCAAUUUCUGCUUGUAUGGUCAAACGUUCUUUUUCUGUAACUCUGACUCUCCCAUAUUCCUCCUCUAGGACCCUUGUGAUUAUACUGGGCCCACCCAGAUUAUCCAGAUUAAUUCUUCCCAUUUUAUGAUUCUUAAUUUAACUACAUCUAAAAAGUCCUUUUAACUAUGUAAGGUAAUAUACAUUCAGGUUCCAAGGAUUAGGACACAGACAUUUUGGGUGGCCAUUUUUCAGCCUACCACAUCCCCUUCCCCAUUCAUGCAUGACUUAAGGUGGGGGAAAUGUACAAAUAGCUAUUGUUAGUGGCAAGAUUUUAAGGUAGGUGUUGUCUGGAUUUCAUUCUAAUAAUUACCUACCAUUUAUUGAGUGCUUACCAUGUGGCAUGGCAAGCACAUAUUUAUUACAAAGUUUACCAUGUGGGUCCUCUGCUAUUUUCUGACUUACCCUCAACCUGAAGACCAGAUAUGUUAACAGAGUCAAGGACCAGUUUCAAAAAGGGGAUACAAAAGGGGCACAGCUUCUUCCACUAAAAGGGCUCUCCUGGUCUAUUAUUCUAAAAAGGUCAGGUACAUUUUAUAAAUCUCCUCCUUGCCCCUCAACCCCCCAAAAAGAGAAUUAGAUAUUCCAAAUUGCUAUACAUAAAACACUUAGAGGAGGGAAUAAAGUGAGGGGUAACCACACUCCAGAACUUAGGUUGAAAAACUCAGCCUCUAGAGUAUUCUUGUUACCGUUCCAGGAACCUGGUAAAUCAAUCAAACGAGUGAAAUAGCAUAGAGAUUCCAGAAAUAUUUUCAAACAUCAGUACUCACUGACUAAUAUGAAGCAAUACAGUGAUGAGAAGAAGGGGAAUCAUUAAUAAAAGUUGUUAGGACAAAUGGAUUACAGUAUGGAAAAGAAAUAACUUAGAUUCGUAUCUCACAUCAUAUAUUGUGAUGCACUCCAGAGGGUAAAAUAAAGAUUUUAAAGCAAACAACAACAAAAUGAAAAUCAGAGUAUCAUAUUUGUCCUAGCUAUUAUAAUGAGCUAGAGUGGUAAGUUUUUCAGUGCAUCUGCCCACCUCACAAUGAUUCUUCCUUCUUUGGAAACUGACCCCCUACUCCUCAAAAGUUAAGCCUUGAGGAGCCAUGUUUGUACUAUAAGACAUGGUCUCCUAAGCAUAGCUGACUGGAUCAGACUUGGGCACUGUAUUAAGUGCCCCACGGCUGCUGUAACAAAGUACCACAAACUGGGUGGCUUCAAACAACAGAAACUUACUGUCUCACACUUCUGCAGACCCAAAGUCCAAAAUCAAAGUGUUGGUACAGCCACACUCCUCCUAGCGCCUCUAGAGAGGAUUCUUCCUUGACUCUUCCAGCUUCUGAUAGCCCCAGGCAUUCCUUGGUUCACAGCAGUUUAACUACACAGCUUCUGCCUUCAUAGUCACAUCUUCCCUCUGUGUCUAUGUCUUUUCUUAUAAAGACACCAGUCAUAUUGGAACAAGGGUCCACCCUACUCCAGUAUGACCUCAUCUUAACUAACUAUAUCUGCAAUGACCCCAUUGCCAAAUGAGGUCACAUUCUGAGGUCCUGGGAGGUUAGGGCUUCAACAUUUUUUGGGGGCUUAUGGGCACAAUUCAAGCCAUAACAGGCAUCUAGCCCAAACUGUGCCAAAGUCCUUCCCUGGGACUUUGGAAUUGAGAAUGAGAUUCUAAUCACUGACUGGUCUGGUGAAGAAGGCAAAGGGCUGCUGAGGCUCGGUCUUCCUACACCUCAUGGAGCAAGUAAGAGAAAGUCUACUUACACAAAGAGGAGAAUGAAACAGAUUGGGGAUGGGGAGACAGAGACAAAGGGGCAGAAGAAGGGUACUCCUUGUGGCCGAUUUCUCUAUGAUACUACCACACCUUUCUGCAGCUCUAUGGCUGUCCUGCCUUGGGCUCCCUAAGACAAUUUAUGCUUCCAGAAAAGCUUGCCUUGUUUGCUUAGGAAAGCUCAACUUGGUUUCUGUUGCUUACAAGCCAAGCUAAUAAAAAA
Manis javanica (Malayan pangolin) is the source of this 5977-nucleotide messenger RNA. The record is from RefSeq and is a predicted model, not a curated record. NCBI's taxonomy places the organism in Eukaryota, Metazoa, Chordata, Mammalia, Pholidota, Manidae.